Molecule: messenger RNA, 450 nt
Organism: Thelazia callipaeda (thelaziosis nematode)
Lineage: Eukaryota; Metazoa; Nematoda; Chromadorea; Rhabditida; Thelaziidae
Source: the annotation of a GenBank genome assembly
AUGGAAGUAAUGAAAUCUCGAGAAGAAGUAACAAAUGCCAUUCUUCUGGCCAAAGUACAAAAAGGUAUCACUUGGAAAGAAGUUGCGGAUGAAGUUGGCAGAAGUAAAGAGUGGACAACAGCAGCAUGCUUAGGUCAAAUGGCUAUGACCAAAGAACAAGCAGAGAAAGUCUCAAGCAUAUUUGACUUGCCUGAAAGUGCUCUAGCUUGGCUUCAAUGUGUGCCCCAGAAAGGUGCGCAUGGAAUUCCCACUGAUCCUGUUCUUUAUCGUUUGCAUGAGAUAUUGGGAGUGUAUGGUCUGACAAUCAAGGAGCUGAUUGUAGAAGAAUUUGGUGAUGGCAUUAUGAGUGCCAUUGAUUUCAAAUUAAACGUUGCGCGAGAAAAAAAUGAAGAUGGUGAUCGAGUGACCAUAGUGCUGUCAGGAAAAUUUUUGCCAUACAAAACGUUUUAA